AUGAAAUCUAACUCAUUAAAAUCGAAAACUAUUUUAUCUUUCUUCUCAUCAGCUGCAACAAAAAAACAAAAACUUGAUGGUUGCAAACCGAACUUUUCAUCAAAAUCUGCAGAAACAGAAACGAGACUUGUUUCCUCUGAAGGAUCAAACUUACUUUCUGCAAUUGUUCCCAUUAAUGAUAUGCAUGCUGAUUCAAUUUCUACUUGUAGUCAUCAUGUAUCUAAUUUAUCAUCAACAAUAACAUCAUGUUCAUUACGCAUUAACAGUAACCAUUCAUUCCUUGAUUCUACAUCACAUCCUGUUUCAUCAUCUGUUCCAUCACCUUUAUUACCUACUGAUAAUUAUCGUUCACUAACAGAUUCACCUUUACAACCUGUUUCACCACUAUUACCCUUAUUACCAUUAUUUCCUAUUGAUAUUAGUCGUUCGUCAGCUGAUCCACCAGCACAGCCUAUAUUACCAUCAUAUAAAUUCCAUAGCGAUAAUCGAUCAUUUAAAAAGCAAUGGUUCAUUAAUCGACCAUGGUUUGAGUACUCGAUCGAUAGUGAUCGAAUUUUUUGUUACUAUUGUAGACAUUUCGGUUCAACAAAUAAUAUGAUUAAUAGGAAUCAAAGUGAUGCAUUCUUGAGAGGUUUUAAUGAUUUGAAAAUUGCACGUGAGAAGAAAAAGGAUUAA
Molecule: messenger RNA, 675 nt
Organism: Rotaria sp. Silwood2
Lineage: Eukaryota; Metazoa; Rotifera; Eurotatoria; Philodinida; Philodinidae
Source: the annotation of a GenBank genome assembly